CAAAUCGUGGUCCAUGCCUUUCUCAGAAUGGAGGAAAUUGGGCACAAACCCAACUGCCAGUUUGUGCAUCAGAACGUCAGUGAUGUGUCUGCGCAUGAACAAAACAUGAGGGACAGGAAACACCUCCUGGAGCAGCUGGAUGAAAUGACCAAAGCUGCAGCGAGGUUGGAAAAACAAAGCAGGGAGAUGAAAUUUUCUGACAUUAUGGACUAUGAUCCGGAGAAGCACAGUUGGUACAUCCCUGGGCUGUGGCACGGAGUCCCUCCCAUGGCGCCAGUGAAUAUGGGAUACAGCGAGAGCGUGUGUGAACUAAAGAAAUACCUGUUUGAAUUCAUGAGACACCGAUCACCUCGCAGAGCCCCCAAGGACAUUCCCCAGUUCAUCGAAUGGGUGAGAAGUCUCUGGAACGCCGUGAAACACGAGAACUUCAUCUUCAGUUUCAGAAACAGCCUGGUGGCUGAGGCCUACACCCAGCUGUCUGUGAAGUACGCGGAGUGGGAGUGGGAAUUCCGCAAGGAGAUGCAUCUCUGGAUGUCCAAAACAGAAACCACCAUCCAGAACCAAUCCCCAGACGAUCUGGGUCCAGGCACCUUUGAGAAACUAAGGCUGGAAGUUCACCAGAUGCUGCACAGUGGGGAGCAGAAGAUGCUGCAGAGACUUCAGAGUUACUUUGAGAGUGGAGCCGGGAGUCUGCACCUGGUAGAGAAAUACAGAGAAGACUUUCACCGAAGCGUGACAUUUCUCCGGCACGAACUGGAGAGCUAUCUGCUCUGCAAGUCUGAAGAG
This is a messenger RNA of Terrapene triunguis (Three-toed box turtle), 786 nucleotides long. RefSeq names its product up-regulator of cell proliferation-like. NCBI's taxonomy places the organism in Eukaryota, Metazoa, Chordata, Testudines, Emydidae. Gene Ontology annotation, molecular function: GTP binding. The record is from RefSeq and is a predicted model, not a curated record. The annotation marks the transcript as partial. The transcript has a single exon.